Molecule: messenger RNA, 570 nt
Organism: Myotis brandtii (Brandt's bat)
Lineage: Eukaryota; Metazoa; Chordata; Mammalia; Chiroptera; Vespertilionidae
Biological process (GO): mitochondrial electron transport, cytochrome c to oxygen
Cellular component (GO): mitochondrion
Source: RefSeq, a predicted model, not a curated record
AUGCAGCCUCUGAUGCUGAUGGGUCUAACUGGCCUGGCAAGACUACUGAUGCCACGUGCCCAGGUCCACUUUAAGCCUCCAUGGGAGCAGCUUGGGACCAUGAUCAUAGUCACUGGGCUCCCCUCCUGCUUUCUGUGUAUAUUCCUACAGCCAGGCUGGGUCUUUUCUCACCUGGAGAGCUACAAGAAGCUGGAGGGAAAGGGGCUGGCUGUCUUCUGUUUCCGCUGUCACCUCCCCAUCCUGGCCUGUCCUGAUUGUGUUUGCUGCACUGCGAGCCAGUCUGCCUUCAUUGUGUCCUUCUGCUACAGUGACCUCUUUGGCAGUCAUGACCUUUUGAUUCUCCAUUGUGACCUCCUGGGACACAUAUCUGCUGUGGACUGCUUGUCAUGGGCAGUGCUGGAGGGAGAGCUGAGUGCUGGAGGCGAGGUCAGUAGUGGCAAUAGUGGAGCCCUGGCCUCACUGUCUCUAGAAAGCUCACACUGUUCUAGCAUGGGUGAGCUGAGAGCCUCUACCUCCUUUUCUCUGAGCUCCAGAGAAGGGCCCAGCACCCUUUCUGCUUUUGCGGUCUAA